Molecule: messenger RNA, 4527 nt
Organism: Callorhinchus milii (elephant shark)
Lineage: Eukaryota; Metazoa; Chordata; Chondrichthyes; Chimaeriformes; Callorhinchidae
Product: adaptor related protein complex 3 subunit mu 2
Biological process (GO): endocytosis; intracellular protein transport
Cellular component (GO): clathrin adaptor complex; cytoplasmic vesicle
Source: RefSeq, a predicted model, not a curated record
AGAGUGAUAGAGAGAGAGGGGGAGGGAGGCCGCCGCCGCCGCCAUGAUCCACAGUCUGUUCCUCAUCAACGCCUCUGGCGACAUCUUCCUGGAGAAACACUGGAAAAGCGCCGUCAGCCGCUCGGUCUGCGAUUACUUCUUCGAGGCCCAGGAGAAGGCGAGUGAGAGCGAGAAUGUGCCGCCCGUCAUCCCCACUCCGCACCACUACCUCAUCAGCGUCUACCGCCACCGCAUCUUCUUCGUGGCCGUCAUCCAGACCGAGGUCCCGCCGCUGUUCGUCAUCGAGUUCCUGCACCGGGUGGUGGACACCUUCCAGGACUAUUUUGGAGUCUGUUCAGAAGUAGCGAUCAAGGACAAUGUUGUGGUUGUCUACGAAGUCUUGGAGGAGAUGUUGGACAAUGGCUUUCCAUUGGCAACAGAGUCCAACAUCCUUAAGGAGCUGAUAAGGCCACCUACCAUCCUCCGCACUGUCGUCAACACCAUCACUGGUGGUACCAAUGUUGGAGACACGCUUCCUACAGGGCAGCUAUCUGUGGUGCCCUGGCGCCGGAUGGGAGUGAAAUACACCAACAACGAGGCCUAUUUUGACGUGGUCGAAGAGAUUGAUGCAAUCAUUGACAAAUCAGGCUCAACGGUGUUUGCAGAAAUACAAGGCGUUAUUGAUGCUUGUGUGAAGCUGACCGGAAUGCCAGAUCUCACUCUCUCCUUCAUGAAUCCCAGGCUCUUGGAUGACGUCAGUUUCCACCCAUGUGUCCGAUUCAAGCGGUGGGAAUCUGAACGAAUUCUUUCCUUCAUUCCACCCGAUGGAAACUUCCGCCUCCUGUCUUACCACGUUAGUUCCCAGAAUUUAGUGGCAAUUCCCGUCUACGUGAAGCAUAACAUCUCCUUCCGUGACGGCAGCUCCAUGGGCCGCUUCGAGAUCACCAUUGGCCCGAAGCAAACCAUGGGCAAGAUGGUGGAGGGAACAACGGUGACUAGCCAAUUGCCAAAGGUCGUCCUGAACAUGAAUCUUACAGCCUCUCAGGGCAACCACACCUUUGACCCUGUCACUAAGAUACUAACGUGGGAUAUUGGGAAGAUCAACCCCCAGAAGCUGCCCAGCCUGAAAGGCACGAUGAGUCUGCAAGCAGGAACCCCGAAACCAGACGAGAACCCCAACAUAAGCAUCCAGUGCAAGAUCCAGCAAUUGGCCAUCUCUGGUCUGAAGGUGAAUCGACUGGACAUGUACGGAGAGAAAUACAAACCGUUCAAAGGCAUCAAGUACAUGACCAAAGCUGGGAAAUUCCAAGUCCGGACAUAAUGCAUGUGUCCAGCAAAGAGUUUGCUUGUUGUGGUGCAUUGAUUCUUUCUCUUCCUCCUCCCACCCCCCCUCCUCCCCGGACAUUUUUCCUAACUGGUGAUUCAGGCAGCUCGGUGGUUUAGCUUUCUGGGUUGCUUUUGUCACUAGUAGGUCUUGGGGUGGGCUGAAGGUUUGGCCCUGGUACGAUUCUAAGAUUAUGUGGUGUUUUGAAUAUCUUGGAAUGUCUUUUUCCCCCAUAUGCCCCCCCCACUGGUACCACUAAAUUUCACUCCAAGUCUAUGAGAUCCAGCCUGUUCUUAAUUCACCAAUGUUCUGUUUCUGCAGAGCAGGUGAAUACAGCAGUGCAAUGCUAAAACAUUGCACCGUUUGAUGUUACAGUUUUUAUUUACACAGUCAGAAUACCAGGAAAACAUUCAAUGAAAGAGAGGUCUGUGACCUGGCUGUUAUCUGUUACCCAAACCUUCUGAAGCUGCCCCCCGACUCAUCUAGGCGUGCAAUGUGAUGUAUUUUGUUUUAAGGGUGACCAUUUUUUUCCCCUCUAUUUCUCCCAAUUAUUGAACAACCCUUCCUUACACAGAGUGCAAGGCGAAUUUGUAUUGUGGUGAGCUGGGUGUCCACUUCCUCGUGAAUCUAGUACGUAAGUGUUAUUGAGCGCGCAGACUCCAAAUAUGCCCGGAUCCCGUGUCUGCCUUGUAUGGAUUAGGUGCAAUGGAAUGCUUUAUUUUUUAUUUAAAACAGAAAGGAGCUUGCAGUGGUAGCAGAAUCUUUUUUUCGAUUUUUUUUUUUGUCUCGCAAUUAAGCGGUGAUGGGCUGCUUGCCUCCCCUCGCAAUAUUCUCCAGAGCAGGUCCGUAGAUUUUAAAAGUACUGUGAUGUGUUGUGAGUUACCCCACGUCGCUGUUGAUAUUAGAGGAAGGCACGAAAUUCGGAAACAACCGUGUCAGGGCUUCUUCGUAACUUGCAAGUGGUAGUGUGUAGGCGCGGAAUGUUUGUGUAACCCGUAAAUGUCAUGUUUCUGGAAGGGAAACAAAACUAUUGCUUAAGUGGCCCACGCAGUUUCUCAAAUGAUAGCAUCCUCAGCAGCCAAAAGUUUGCCCCCCAUCCCCCACCUGGUAUGUAUAAGAACUGUUCAGAGCCCCAAUUUUAAUGGCCAUGGUUUGACGAUGUCUGUGUGUUACCAGUGGCUAACCUGAAUAUUGUCUUGUGUAUUUCAUGAAGCUAGUUGUAGUGAAAGGCAUAAGCUCACUGUGUUAUAGCCCAGGGUGCUAACACGGUUGCAUCAAAUUCCCAAAGGCUUGAAAUUGUAGCUGACUGCUCUAUGUUACAGCAGAACCUGUCCACAACUGUGUUUCAUCCACAAAAUACACAGUCAAUGCAAGGAUUAUUAUUAUUAUUCAUUAAUAUUGUGGAGAAUUAAUAAUAAUCCUUGCAAUUGAUACAGGGCCUUAUCCCGUCUUUGAGACGUCUCAAAGUGCUUCACAGGACACACUGUAAAGUGUAGGUACUGUGUAUUUUCUGGGCGAAACGAGUCAACCAAUUGGUGGUCUGCGGUGUGAGAAUGAUCAGAGUGGCUUCGUAACCAAGGACCAAACACUAACCGCUGGAGACUGCAAUGAGAUCCCUGAAUAUUCCUGCUCCGGCCACAAAAAAAACCUUCUGUGAAAAACACAGUCUUGCUGCUGAUACACUGAGGUGAUGAGAUCUUCGGCUUAAAAAAAAAUGAGAUCAAAUUGACUUCAGUUGAGUUUAAAUGCGGGUUGCGGGAGAUUUGCUGCUGUUCUGGUAUGAAAGCCGGGUGUCACCCACACUGUUCGGUGGCCGGACUGAGAGCUGGUCCUCAGGAAGCGCUCGCUCGGGCGGCUUUGAAGUGUUUGUUUGGUUUGUUUGAUGGUUUGGCUCAGGUCGGUCCAACCUUUUUUGGAUUUGAGAAAUGUCCGUGGGCCUCAUUAGCAAUAUUUUCUGAUUGACGGGUCCCUUUGCUGGGCAGGGCCUGAGCCACUAAUGACCGACUCCUCAUUGGCUCGGGACCUGCGUCUUGCCUGCAUUUUGCUCAGUGGUCAAUGAAGUUGGGAAUGGCUCGCGGGCUGGAUGAAACCUCCCCCCCCCCACCCCACCCCCGGGGGCCGGAUGCGGCCCGCGGGCCACCCCGGCUGGUUCAGUCAAAGUGUGAAAAGUGCCGUCUUUUCAGGCUGUAAAUCUUUAACUGAAGAUUCAUGGACUUGGCACGUAAGAGAAUGGAUUUUUCUUUCCUUCGCGUGAAGAAAUCCUGCGAGUUUUGCGCCCGUGACCGGCUUUACAAGGUUCUCGCUGACUGUUCAGAUGACAGAGGUCUGUGAUGCAGUUCUAUUCCGAGAUGGAUUGCUUAAAGAGAAUUACUCACUUCGUGUUAGUAACAACCUGGCGAUGUUGAGUCGAUCACUUGGAUGUUUAGUUCUCUACUCAGUCAGCUAGAUUGCUUAAAGAGUAGGGAGGGAGCAGAAAUAUAACCAUAUAAGAUAACUUGCAUGUUAGCAGUGUGAUUGCCUGCCUCUCGUCUCACUAAUGUAGCACCCGUGUGCUUCUUGUUCCCCACUUCCUUCCUCUUCCUUACCCUUGGGGAAGAAUACAGCAGACGCCAGGCUUCUCUAUCUCUCCAUUUCUCCCGUAUUUUUGAGUGAACGUACCGUAUGGCUUUGGAGGAUCCUUUUGAAAGCAGGCGGGAAGCGCAGUUCAUCCUGACCUGACCUGGUGGAGUUCAACUUUUCCCACGAUUCCUUGAGCAGCUCCGUUCAGGAAUAAACGCAAGAGAAUCUACCGAAUAAGCAAGCCAUCAAACUGAGUGUGUAGAAAUGUCCGAAGCUGUGCUUAAGAAAAAAAAUAGUGGGAAUCAAUGCCCCUUUUCACUCUCAUUCUCUCUCUUUUCACCUUAUCCUGAUGCCUUUUGCGAGUGUGACAGAGGGUAAAUCUGUCCUUGUCCCCUCAGCCCGCAGUGGGCUUGUGGGCAGAAUUGUGAACUGUUGUUAUUUAUUCUCUGGGAGCAAUUAUUGUAUUUGAAGAUCGACUGGUGUGAUGUGACGUGCCCACGAGGCAGGGCUUGGUGUUGAGCGCCCUGCACUGUUCUGUCGUGGAGAGAGCAUAAAUAAUCUUUGCCGUGAGCGAACCUAUCAAAAUGUUUUACAAAAUUAAGUGCGGUGAAAUGUUGGACCCAAUCAGAGCUGCCGCGGAAUAUUAAACUGUCUCGUUAAACCAC